GAACCGUCUGAUCCCUGCUCGCCGCCCGCUCUGGGGGACGACCAGAGCUGUAAGGACCAGCUGGCCGGGUUGGGGGGCAUGGGCGGCGCCGGGCACAACAACCACUCCACCUCGUUAAAGGAGAAACACAAGAUUCUCCACAGACUCCUGCAGAACAGCACGUCGCCUGUGGAAUUGGCCAAGUUAACAGCCGAGGCUACGGGAAAAGACCCCAUUGGUCCAGAGUCGGCUUCGGGGGACAACAUGGCCGCCCUGGGUGAACUCUGCCCGAAACAGGAGCCUGGGAGCCCCAAAAAGAAGGACAAUGCGUUGCUUCGCUACCUGUUGGACAGGGAUGAUAACGGCAUCCUGGAUAAAGCCAUCAAGAUGGAGCCCAGCGACGGUCCAAAGCUGUCCAGCAUCAAGACGGAGAAACAGGAAGCAGGUUUCAACAUGGCCGACCAGAGCAGUGAGUUGGAGGACCUGCUGGAGGACCUGCAGAGCGGCACCCAGCAGCAGCAGCAGCUGUUUGUGGGGCAGCCACCAGUCAGAAGACCAGCCUCGUCCUCCUCCUCCUCCUCUGUGCCGCCUGGAUCCUCUGUGGACAAACAGACCAUCAUCAGCAACAUCCUGCAGAUGACAGAAAGCAGCAGCAGCAGCAGCAGCAGCCCCCCGAGCCAGCCGAGACCUUUCCCCCCUCUCCCCACCGCAACAGGCUUUAACGGUGCCAGACCAGGCCAGCCGGGUCGAGGCGCUCCUCCGGUCAGGAGCGCAUCUCUGGACGGCAGCAUCGGGCCCAACCCCAACGCUGGCAGGCCGUUUCCUCCUCAGCACAGACACAACGCCCCCUACUCCUUACUGCAGCAUCAGCAACAGCAAGGCAUGAUGGGAGCCCAUGCAGGCAUGGCCAAUCCAGGCAUGCUGAGUAAUGGGUCCAUGCGGGGCCCUAUGCAGCAGGGUUGGGGUCCCCAGGGGCCCUUAGGGGGAAACGCAGGGACGAUGAUGGGUCAGGGUGUCGGACCGGGCCGCAUGGUCCCAAACAUGAACACAGCUAUGCCCACCAGAGGCCCGCCUGGAUCCAGAGCCAUGGUCAACAUGCAGAUGAUGGGCAACGAGAUGGAGAUGGCAAGCCCCGCCUACCCUCAGCAACAAGCUCCGCCCAAUCAGACUGCACCGUGGCCAGACCGGAUGAUGUCUAUGGAUCACUAUGGAAACCAAAGCAGGCCGCCGUACGGCGUCCCCCAGGGGGAUGGGAUGGGGUGCUGCGGCACGGGGCCUGAGGGGCCGCCUGAUGAAGGAGCCCUGCUGAACCAGCUGUGCUCAGUCUUGAAGGACUUUGAGGGUCUGGAGGAGAUCGACAAGAUGCUGGGAAUCCCGACGCUGGCUGGACAGGGUCCUCUGUCAGACCACGACCAGUACCUCGGCCCCCCAGACCCGUCAGCCACCAUGAAGCCUCUCCUGUAUAAUCAACAACACUACGGCGGCCACUCCGGUUACGGCAGCAUGCCCCCUGACGGCGGCUACCACGGCCCCACAAUGGGCGGCCACAUGGUACCUCAGAGGAUGCCGCCCGCCGGUUACCCCCCGAUGAUGAGAAUGCCGGGGAGCGUGGGGCCCAGACCGGCCGGGAUGAGACCAGGGGGGCCAAAUCCGGGAGUGCCACCUCAGCCCAACAACCUGAGGCUCCAGCUGCAGCACAGACUCCAGGCACAGCUGAACCGUCAGCCGAUGGUGAACCAGAUGAGCGCAGUGUCCAACAUGAAUCUACCUCUCAGGUCUAAUGUACCAAACCAGGGAACCCUCAACGCUCAGAUGCUGGCCCAGCGUCAGCGCGAGUACCUCAGCAACCACCUGCGCCAACGGCAACAGCAGCAGCAGCACGCGCACCAGCAGCGUGCAAUGAUGAUGCGCACUCAGGGCGCCGGCGCUCCGACGCCGAUGUCCAUGGGCGGCGCCAACCCGCGGCUCCCGCAGGGCAACCCGCAGCAGUUCCCCUACCCGGCCUCCUCCAGCUACGGUACCGGCCUGCCCUCUCCUCCUCCUCACCCCAGCUCCACCAGCCCCUUCUCCUCCCCUCUCUCCCCCGGCCAUCACCUGGCUUCCCAGGGCAUGAUGGGAAAUGUUGGCGGGCAGUACGGCGGUGUUAUGAGUCCGCCGGCGCAGCACAGUGCCUACCAGUUCAGCAGUUCAGCAAUGAGCCAGCAGCAGCACCAGGACGCAGUGUCAGGCUUCCCAUGUGGGGCAGCGACCCCUCAGAGCCCCAUGCUGUCCCCCAGGAUGGGGCAGGGCCAAAGCCCCAUGCUGCAGCACAACCAGGGCCAACCCCAAAGCCAGGGCGCCAACCAGGGAGGAGCACCGGGGUACCAGCCCGGCAGCGAGCUCAACGGGUGGCACCAACCCGCCAACGUCUCCACCAGCAACAGCAUGUACCCCCAGCAGUCCCAGUCCCAGUACUCUGCACAACCCAGCGGAGGAAUGUACAACAACAACAACAACAACAACAGCAACAACAACAACAUGAACCUGGGAGUCAUGGCGAGCAACGGCGGCAACAUGAACCAGAUGUCAGCCCAGAUGAGCUCCAUGAAUACAGAGCAGGUGUGUGACAGCAUCCUGGGGCAGCUCGCAGAAAUUGACAUGUUGACACAAGAUGGUGAAGCCAAUUCGAAUUUCUGCUGACCCCGGCUACCAUUGAGAAAAGGUAACACAGGAGCUCACUGCAAAAAAAAAAAAAAAAACAACACUCAAACCUGCUCAGCUCAGCUACUGGAUCAGCUUUGAGGCGCUGAGGACACGUGAUGGAAACACGAAACAUGUUUUUGUCUCCGUCAUACCAGCCGACUCAGAGGCUCAACGAGGACAAAUAUAUAUAUAUAUAUAUAUAUAUAUAUAUAUAAAAGACAGAGUUGUAAAGUUUAGUUUGCAGGUUUGUGUGUGCGUGUGGAACUGAAACAGAUGUAAUGAUGUCACAGUUUGAGACGGGAGAGCCGAAUGGUUGACGAGCACGAAUGAAACCUCUGGAUUUUUAUCUUUAGCGGUUCUUUUUCAGAGCCGCACACGAGGACGUCGAAUGAAAAAAGGUUUAUGAAAAAAUAUUUUACAAUUAUUUAUAGUUUUGAAAGAACUUUUAGAGAUUAUUUGUACAACAUGAAGAAGAAAAAAAAUCAAGGACGUGUUUCUUUAAGAAAAUCUCCCUAAAUGGUACAUCAUGAUGUCGAUUUUAAAAUUAAUAUAUUUCAACUGCUGUAGUUACAGGGGAGCUGUAUCCCCCCAUACGAUGACUUUUUGAAUGAAGGUGAAUGUGUAUAGAUAGUGUAAAUACAAAGAUUUAUAAUACCCAAUGUUCUCCUCAGUGACAUUGUAGAGCAGCAGUUUAAGAGUCCUGCAAACAUUUCUCAGAGAGCGGAUAUUUUAUUGGUUAAACUGUACCUCAGUGGGCGGAGCUAAAAUACCUGCAAGGCUCAUCCUUUGCUGAAUCCAAUGGCAGUGAAGUUACAUGCAUGUUCUUGUAGUCUGAUGUUUUAAGAAACUUGGUGUGUCAGCGUGUUAGCUACACAUUCAGUAAGCCAUAUCUGAAAAGAGCUGUGUAACGCGCUCUCCUAGCGUAGCGUCGCCCUUUAUUUUAAGCAACUCUGAAGCGUAGACAAGCUAACUAGCCAACCCAGUUAGCUGUGUAUAACAGUCUCACGGUCUCCAUGUCUCCAAAAUAAAACACACAACUCAAAAACAUUACGAAAAGUUUAAAAUGCAAUGCACUGAUUUUUACAUUUCAAAAUGUAAGCUAAUCAACGUGCUAGCUAUCCGGCUUUUCUAGCUAGCUCCUGCCAUCUCUCUACAGGUACUUUACAUCUGAAAGCUAAGCUAAGCUAACUAGCAAACCUACUAAGCCUAGAAUCGUUAGCUUAAAGAGCAACUUGCAGGUUGGAGACCUUCCUGAAUCAGUUAGUAUGACGAUAACUUAAGAUUCAACAAAAUAUAUUAAAGACUCUUAUCAGUCACUGCUGUACUCACUUUUGUGCGUUUGCAUUAAAAACAGACGACCGCUGGACUGAAAAUGGACGCUUUUUAAUCUAAAUUGGUGCCAUUUUUUUUGUAAAACAUUUCAAAUCAACCAACCAAGGUGACGUAUUAAUGUAAAUAAAUAAAUAACCUGCAAGUUGCUCUUUAAAUCAUUCCUCUUUAUUUUCUUAUCUCUUUUCCUUUUAGACGUCAGGACGGCGAUGUUUGUACGUCAGUCAUUUGAUUUAAUUUUCGAUCCUUUUCAGAGGGAAAUGUCUAACUAUCGGAUGUGUUGAGGUGAACUUCGAUACAGACAUUCAUUUGAACACAGAAAACAUUAAUCCCUUGACUUUUCCUUUAGCACCAUCAUCAGGUUAGCCUUGUGAUUGGUGACCUGAUUCCUGCAGAACUAACACCAUUCCCAUCUGUUUCUGACUGUAUGUCAUGUCUGCAUGCUAACAUGCUAACAUGCUACAUGGUAGAACAACUGUCCUCGUGUUAAACUGACUUUAAGUCCAAACGUUUUUAAGCAGGAAGUAGAUUUAUUUGCUCCGCCCACUGACAUUUAUUAACCAAUGAGAUCUGUUCACCUCUAAAGCAGCUUUUCCUUUAAGAAACUAUACAAACAACGAAUGAAACUCUGUGUUACUUUGAUCAUUUUAAAAAAACACUUCCUGGUUGUGAUGAACCUGCAGGUCACGCUGAAGGACAAAUUCAAUGAGCGUCGUUUUGUUUGUGUGUUGGGUCUCUGUGUGGGUGAAGCUGUGACCCGCUCUGUGUACUACUGUUCAUGAAUACGAGUUAAAAGCAGAAUGUGAAGUUUUGCAUCAACGAUAAAGAAGAGCCGGCGAUCCUCGAACCCUAACAAUCCAAAGUUAUCAAAACGUUUGAACAGUUUCUUCAGAUCACUUCCAAAAGGUGCUCUCUCUCUUUUCAUGAGGUGCUGUCUCUUAUAACUAUAACUGUCCAUGAAUGUCUUGAAUCCAGAUGCUCCAAAUCUGCAUCAAACACACACUGUAACAACAAAGACGUAUACGAUGACUCCCCCCCCCCCCCCCCACCCCCCC
Labrus bergylta (ballan wrasse) is the source of this 5045-nucleotide messenger RNA. The record is from RefSeq and is a predicted model, not a curated record. Lineage: Eukaryota; Metazoa; Chordata; Actinopteri; Labriformes; Labridae.